GAAAAGAACAAAAAGAAGAGGGCAGUUGCACACCUGGUUAAGCACACUCACUGUAGUACUCAAGGAUGUGGGUUCAAGCCCCCGGUCCCCACCUGCAGGGGGAAAGUUUCACGAGUGGUGAAGCAGGGCUGCAGAUGUCUCUCUGUCUCUAUUUCCCCCUCCCCUCUCAGUUUCUGUCUCUAUCCAAUAAUAAGUAAAUAAAAAUACUAAGAAAAGAAGAGAAAAGAAAAUGGAAAUCACCCCAGGUGCAGGAGGCAGCUGACUGUCCUGGGAGGUGGACUUUGGGAUGCCAUCCUGCCCCCCCCCCCCGACCUUUACCCACCACUCCUUGAGGACUGGGUUCCUCUGGACUUGCUACUUCCUGCUCCUGGCAGCCACUGGUAGAGACCAUGGAAGUGUGGGUGCAGCUGUGGCAGGCAGGACUCAUGCCCCCGGAGCUGGGCGCACCCCCCCAGGUCUUCAUGAGGGUCCCCCCGGAGAAAGCUGGCCAGACUACUGUGUCCCCAGGACCAGACACUGGGGGUACCAGGGAGAGUCUGCUGUGGAUCUGGGAGGAGCUGGGGAAGCUUCGCAGAGUGGACGUCCAGCUGCUGGGCCAGCUGUGCAGCCUGGGGCUGGAGAUGGGGGCAUUUCGGGAAGAACUGGUCGCCUUCCUGGAAGAAGAGGAGGACAUCCUGGAGGAGGAGGAUGAAGAGCCUGAGCAGCAGGAGGAAGGACCCGCGGGGGGCUCCUACUCAGAGCCUGGCUACCGGCUCCCAGACUUUGAGAUGACUAUCUGAGGUCCUGGUCUGUGUCCUUAUGGACAGAUGAAUGAGAUGCCAGUUGAUGCAAAGACGAGAAGGGUGUGGGUGGAGAGGGCCUGCAGCUCUGGAGUCAUGAUCCACCUGUGCUCCUCAGGCUCAUGUCUCCCCACCUCUGCCCCACCCCUCCCACAGUCUGCAGAGAGAUUGACGGCUGGCCUGUGAGCAGCUGCAGGUGCAUUUGCAGACCAGUCAUGACUGAGCUGCAGGGGAGACUCGGGUCUCUGCAGAUCGGUGGAGAUGCCCAGCCCACAGGUGAGGCUUCCCAUCAAGGCUGGCAGCAUGGCAAAUGCUGGGCACAGGUGGUACUGAGCCCCCGAGGCCAGGACUGGUCUCGAUUGUGGUUCAGCAUAUAUAGAGCAUUUAUUAAAAUACCAAACAUUCUGAUGAUGGAAAAAAAAAAAAAGAAGCAAACUGUUUUGAAGACUCAAUCUCUGGGUCCAGGUGAUAGCGUACCCUGUUAAGUGCACAUAUUACCCACAAGGACCCAGGUUCAAGCCCCUGGUCCCCAUCUGCAGGAGAAAAGCUU
Erinaceus europaeus (western European hedgehog) is the source of this 1329-nucleotide messenger RNA. RefSeq names its product glutamate rich 4 (gene ERICH4). The record is from RefSeq and is a predicted model, not a curated record. The transcript is spliced from 2 exons. The coding region runs from base 390 to 779 and encodes 129 amino acids. NCBI's taxonomy places the organism in Eukaryota, Metazoa, Chordata, Mammalia, Eulipotyphla, Erinaceidae.